Molecule: messenger RNA, 2439 nt
Organism: Salarias fasciatus (jewelled blenny)
Lineage: Eukaryota; Metazoa; Chordata; Actinopteri; Blenniiformes; Blenniidae
Gene: cnot7
Product: CCR4-NOT transcription complex, subunit 7
Exons: 7
Coding region: 170-1030 (286 amino acids)
Cellular component (GO): CCR4-NOT complex
Molecular function (GO): poly(A)-specific ribonuclease activity; nucleic acid binding
Source: RefSeq, a predicted model, not a curated record
GCAGGCUCAGCUAUGAUGGCAGCUGCGGGCUGAUAUCAAUACCACACUGAAUAUAAACUAUUGAAAAGUUGGCGGAAAGCCCCCGGACACAUCGCCGUGAAGCAACCUAAGCACUUCCAGAUAGCACGCGCUCCAGACACGCCCCUGCCCGGUUCGGGAACGUGGCACUAUGCCCGCAGCUACUGUGGAUCACAGCCAAAGAAUAUGUGAGGUUUGGGCAAACAACCUGGAGGACGAGCUGAAGAGGAUCCGACAUGUCAUCAGAAAAUACAACUACAUUGCCAUGGACACAGAGUUUCCAGGCGUCGUCGCCAGACCCAUCGGAGAGUUCAGAAGCAACGCCGACUACCAGUACCAGCUGCUGCGCUGCAACGUGGACCUGCUCAAGAUAAUACAGCUCGGACUCACUUUCAUGAAUGAGCAAGGGGAAUAUCCUCCAGGAACGUCAACGUGGCAGUUUAAUUUUAAGUUUAACCUCACAGAAGACAUGUAUGCACAGGACUCCAUCGAGCUCCUGACCACUUCAGGGAUCCAGUUCAAGAAGCACGAGGACGAAGGCAUCGAGACACUUUACUUUGCGGAGCUGCUGAUGACGUCUGGGGUGGUGCUCUGCGACGGGGUCAAGUGGCUCUCCUUCCACAGCGGCUACGACUUUGGCUACCUGAUUAAGAUUCUGUCCAACGCCAACCUGCCCGAGCAGGAAGUGGACUUCUUUGAGAUCCUCCGCCUGUACUUCCCCGUUAUCUACGACGUCAAGUACCUCAUGAAGAGCUGCAAAAACCUGAAGGGCGGACUGCAGGAAGUGGCCGAGCAGCUGGAGCUGGAGAGGAUCGGACCGCAGCAUCAGGCCGGAUCCGACUCGUUACUCACAGGCAUGGCGUUCUUCAAGAUGAGAGAGAUGUUCUUCGAGGAUCAUAUCGACGACGCUAAGUACUGUGGUCACCUGUACGGCCUGGGCUCGGGCUCGGCCUACGUCCAGAACGGGACGGGGAACGCUUACGAAGAGGAGGCCAACAAGCAGCAGUCGUGACGUCGUCCCGAACCGCUGCCGCGGCGCCGUCCGGCUCCACCGUGAGCGCCGCGCCGCGCCGACGAGCCCGCCGCCCGACGACCAGAAGAGAAAACUAACCAUACAUAUGCAUCAUUUAGCCAGAUGUUUGUCGUAGGCUCUGCUCACCUCACCGCCGAGUCAGGAACACGGAGACCACAGCUGUGCUCGCACACACACACGCACACACACACACACACACACACACACACACACACACACACACACACACACACACACACACACACACACACACACACAGUUUAGUCUUUUAUUCCUCUGUAGCCGGUGUGGUUGGUUCAGUUACAUGCUUGACGGGAUUUUAGUUCUCCUGAAGUGUUCUGUGUUUUUUGCACUUUAAAGCUCUAACCUGGUUUUAUAUGGAAAGCUGAAGACGUUUCCUCUCCGUUGCCUUCUCUACGUUCCCUUCUUCCAUCGUUGAAACAUGUGAAUCUUUACUACCACAGCUCACCACGGUCAGCCUUAAUAUUAGCUGCAUUUCUUAUCUUUUAAGCUUUUAAUUUAUUGUGCCGGGCUGGCCGGGCGUCGAGCCGCGGCCCCGGUUCAGCGCCCAGACUCCAGACCUCCUGGACACUCCUGCCUCGCGAUGAGAGUUUGCUGUCUGUGAGUGUGUUUACGUGCAAUAAAAUACUGAAGCCUGAGUCCCGUGCCUCCCUGGACCUCGCGGGGACGCCGAACGGCCUCGUAGUGUUCUGAUUUGUGUAGCUGCUGUUUCUCCGUCAGCGUUGGAGGAAACGCUCGCGCCGGCGGGUUUUCGACCGUUCUCCCUGGAGGAGCGCCGGCCGGUGUGUGUGUGUGUAGGCGCCCUCACAGACACGAGCGCUCACCAAGCCCAGUUCAGCCCACUUGAAGAGUUCAUUGAAAAGGAGAACAGCGCUCUGUUGAGUGUUUAGGUUGAUAUUUAGAGUUCUGAUGUUGUUACGGAGGGAGAAACGACUCCUUUUCUGAAAAAGUAACCUUUUUAAAACAUGCAUCCUUCGGGUUCAUGUAGAGUUGGUUUCUUUUGUGGUUGCGGCCUUUUAACAACAUUUUGGCGCUCUCCUUUAUUUUUUUUUUUCCUCUCCUCGGUCCUCGUUGCUCUCCGGUUCAUCCAUGCUGCCUCGAUCAGCCGCAUGUACUAAAAACCUUUGAAUAAAUGCCGUGUUGUUGAGUAGCACCCAGAACUCGCAUAGGUGUGUGUGUUGAAGUGUAGGUUCUCGACUUAUUAACCUGGAAAAAACAAAUAAUAAAAACCUGACACAUUUAUCUUUCACACUGUAAAAGAGUUAAGGAUUAUGCAAUAUUAAAAAAAAAAGUGGAAUGUUUUUAGAUUAUUUUGUAAAUAAAGGCCUGAAACUUUUCUACCACAGAACGCUGUCUGUCAAUUUGUU